This is a messenger RNA of Anisakis simplex (herring worm), 1680 nucleotides long. The record is from the annotation of a GenBank genome assembly. Lineage: Eukaryota; Metazoa; Nematoda; Chromadorea; Rhabditida; Anisakidae.
AUGAUUCUCUUCGAUACCUCUUUUCUGUCAGGAAAUGUACAAUCUGGACGUCGAUUUGGCGGUGGACCUCUGACUUCGUCGGAAGGUGGCAACACGGAACGAGAAUCUGAUCAUUUCAAACUUUUGGCAUCGGAUCGUAAUUCUCUAAUGGUUGGGGCACGUGAUGCAGUCUAUAAUCUUUCAAUGGCCAGCAUGGAAGUGCAACACACAAUCGUAAUAGCAGUAAUAUUUGAUUUGCAGACAAUCGAAUGGGCACCAAAUGGACAAACGGUUGAGGAUUGUUUGAUGAAAGGCAAAAGCAGAGUGGAAUGUCACAACUAUAUCCGUGUAAUGGUGCGUCAAACAAAUGGACGUUGUUUGAUUUGCGGAACAUAUGCUUUCUCGCCGAAAUGUCGAGAAUAUGUUUAUUCCGGAGAUGAGAAUUCACUGCAACAAAGACGGCAGUUUGAUGGACAGGCUAUUUCACCGUACGAUCCUAAAGACAAUUCUACUGCGGUAUUCAUUGCUGAAACGAAUGAAAUCUAUACGGGUACUGUAUCGGAUUUUGCUGGCAAUGAUCCGCUUAUUUACCGUAAGCGACUUUCUGAUGACGAUGGCCUCCGAACGCAGCGAGAUGACCUCAAAGUUCUUGAUUCACCGAAUUUUGUGGCGUCUUUCGCAUAUGGUGAACAUGUUUAUUUCUGGUAUCGAGAAUGGGCUGCUGAAGCUACUGACGGCGAUAGACAGGUAUAUGCUCGUGUAGCGCGUGUUUGUAAAGGAGAUAAAGGUGGUGCGAGACCAGCGCAUGAACGAUGGACGUCGUUCGUAAAAGCAAGACUCAAUUGCUCUUAUCCAGCGAACACACCGUUUUAUUUCAAUGAACUUCAAGCCGUUAGUAAACCAGUACCAUCAAAUGAUGACGGUUCAGUGCUGGUUUAUGCGGUAUUCACAACACCAGAUAGUAGUGUUCGAAUGUCAGCUGUGUGCGCUUUCCGUAUGGAUGCUAUAAAGCGUUUAUUUGAUUACGGACAUUUCAAAGUGCAGCAAACAGCACAAAGCCUUUGGAUGCCAUAUCGAUCGCACCAAAUGAUUUCCGUACCAAGACCUGGAUCGUGCGUUGCUGAUUCAACAAAACUUCCUGAGAGUACGGUAUCCUUCAUAACGCGCAAUCCAUUAAUGCAUGAAGCAAUACCUGCAAUCCGUCCUAGACCUAUCCUGGUUCAAGGUCCCGAAAAAGCCGAAUUAACACAAAUCGCCGUUGCUCCUCAGAUUCGUUCCGUACGAGGUGUACAUCAUAAUGCAUUGUAUUUGGGAACAUCAAAUGGACGUGUUCUGAAGGUGAUUGACGUAGUUGAUGAAGAUACAUGUGUAAUUGAAUCAGUGCACGUUUUUCGAAGGAACGUGCCGAUCGUUAACCUCAUGGCUACUGCUGAUCAGUUGAUUGUGGUAAGCGCGGAUGAGAUCGCUGCAAUACCUCUUCAUCACUGCGGUAAACAGCGUACAUGUAGUGGAUGCGUUCAUCUACAAGACGCCCACUGUGCAUGGGAUUUGGAUUCAGCAAGAUGUGUUGGACGUGAUGACGGCUCAUGGACCGGUGGUAAUUUCGUUCAGAAUGUCCAUAUUGGUCGAUCGGAACAAUGCCCUGAGGGUGCUGUAGAUCCCGAUUAUUAUGCUGUUGAUGGUACCUUAAUUAUUCGUUAA